UGAAUUUGAAGUUUUUAACGGACAUAAACAUAUACAAACCCCCAAAGAACACGUGUCGUUUAAUAAGUGAUUUUAAAGUUUUACAAUUAAUUUACAAACAGUUCUUUAUUGUUUAUUUUAAGAGGAGUUAUUAGAUUAGUUAAUAAUGGCCGUUUCCGCACCGUGUACUCCAAAAUUAACGUCGAAUCGUGGCUGUAAAAUCCCAGUUAGUAAUAACUUUGAAACGCCGAAAUCUGCGAAAAUUCGUGCAAGAACGAGUAAAGAAAACGACGAAAUGGGUGUAACACCGAAACGAAUGCACGGAAAUUAUAAUUCAAUUACUCAAACCCCAAAAUGUUACAAUAAAGUGAUUAUUGAAACUCCUGUUUUAAAAACACGAAGUAGUCGUGAUAAAAAUGAUGAAAUCAGUAAUUUAACGGUUGCUGUAAGGAUUAGGCCUAUGAAUGCGAGGGAGUUAUCGUAUGUAGGGUCCUCGAAUAUGGUUAGAAUUGAAGGAAAAGGGCUUGUAAUUCCUUCAAAUGCCCCUGGAAUGGGGAAUAUGAAUCAUUAUUUCGAGUACGAUCAUAUAUUUUGGUCUUGUGAUCCUAAAGAUGAAAAUUAUUCUAGUCAAGAAAGAAUUUUUAACGUAUUGGGCGAUCCUAUACUUGAUAGCGCCUUUAAAGGCUAUAAUGGAUGUUUAUUUGCUUAUGGACAAACAGGUUCUGGAAAAAGUUACAGUAUGAUGGGUGAUACGAUGUUUCAUAUUGAUGAACGUACUGGGAUUAUCCCAAGAUUUUGUCAGAGAUUGUUUGAGAAAUCAAAACACAUCACAGAACUUGAUAAUAUUAAAUCAGUCAGCAUUGAUGUUAGUUAUUUCGAGAUUUAUAAUGAAAAAAUUUAUGAUCUCUUAGCUGUUAGUACAAAAGAUACUGAAAAAACAGCGUUAAAAGUGCGCGAACAUCCGGAAUGGGGGCCUUAUGUAGUCAAUUUAAGUGUACACUCGGUUAAUUCUUAUGAGGAGUUACGAGAAUGGUUGAUUAUGGGGAAUAAAAAUCGAGCCACAGCUGCAACAGCAAUGAAUGAAAAAUCAUCAAGAUCACAUAGCAUUUUCUCAGUUGAAUUAAGCUUGUUGGAGGAUGAAGAAACUAAUUCAAGUAGAAGAAGUAAAAUUAGCUUGAUUGAUUUAGCUGGGAGUGAAAGAUUGGGAAAUUCAAGUUCAAAGGAUGAAAAAACUAAACAAGGGGUUUAUAUUAAUAAAUCAUUAUUAACUUUAGGAAAAGUUAUUUGUGCUUUAUCUGAUCACAAAAAAAAUAAUCAAUUUGUGCCGUAUCGCGAAUCAGUUUUAACUUGGUUAUUAAGAGAAAGUUUAGGCGGAAAUUCUUUAACCUCAAUGUUAGCAACAAUAUCUCCUGCUAAUUCCCAAUUAGAAGAAACCUUGGCGACUUUAAGAUACGCGUGUCAAGCUCGUUCAAUUAUAAACCGCGUCCGAGUCAAUGAAAAUUCGCACGAUCGAAUUAUAAAAGAAUUACAGGCGGAAGUUGAAAGAUUAAGGGCGUUACGACAAGAAUGCGAAAGAAGAGCCGAAUCCUCAAUUAUUUGCAUCGAUGAACUCGAAGAUUUACGACAUAAAUUACAAGAAGCCGAGGAAAAACGUGAUUCGGCUAAAGCUUAUUGGGAAAGGAGAUACAUCGAGACUACGAAACGACAACAAGAAGAAUUAGCGGAAGCGGAACGACGAAAAGAAGAGUUAGAAUCACGGUUGAGAGUUAUGCAUAAUUGCGAGAAAAAUUCCGUGGUAAUUUCGCCGUAUAAAUCGAAUUUUUUUGAAGAAUUGAAACAGAUUUUGGAUACAGAAGAGAAGGAGGCGAAAAAGAUUAUGUCAAAAGAGGAGGUUUUGACUCAAAUAACACAAGUUUUUGAUAUUUUAUCGACGUUAAAUUCUACGGUUGAUAAAAGUGAUGAUCAUGUUAAAAUUUUAUUUGCUAAAGCAAAUAAGUAUUUGCAAGCUUUUGAGAGCGCCCUUUGCAAAAGUUACAAAACGGGGAUUUCAAAGAGCGUUACUUUUAAUAUUUGACAUUAAUCUUUUUAUUAGUAAUAU
Messenger RNA from Onthophagus taurus, 2077 nucleotides. RefSeq names its product kinesin family member nebbish (gene neb). NCBI's taxonomy places the organism in Eukaryota, Metazoa, Arthropoda, Insecta, Coleoptera, Scarabaeidae. The record is from RefSeq and is a predicted model, not a curated record. Gene Ontology annotation, molecular function: microtubule motor activity; ATP binding; microtubule binding. Gene Ontology annotation, biological process: microtubule-based movement.